AUGCACGGCGGCCCCAUUCUGCCUGUUUCUCCAGCCAACCACGACUCUCCCUUGGGAUGUGUCCCUGGCGCGAAGGAAGGAGCUGAUGCAGCUAGUCUGAUCCUAGGCCAUGGCAAACCUUCCGUCGCCAAGCUGGAGAAUCCACUGCGGCUGAACAGAGACGCAACCCCUCACCAAACCCGGCCCACCUCGACUCGUCCGGGUUCGCUCAUCAGGCCCUGCAUCUGUGGAGAGCCGGUGAAGGUGUCAAACCCGCUGGCUCCUGCGUAUUCGAGCGAGGGAUACGUGGUCUUUGCUUCCCCGCUGGCAGUACACGCGCAGAGUAGUGCAGAUCAUAAUGGGGAAAGUGUGAGAGGAAGCACCAGCCGCUCGUUGGAUUAUUACAAACGCGAGGUCGCGACAUACCGGGUGGUCCCGGGCUCCUUGUAUGCUUGCGGCAAGACGGGGCGAUACAAGAUGCUUGUUGAAGAGCCGGAGACGCCCGGCAACGCAGAGGCCCCCAUCCCCGAAAGCUUGGAUUUGGGGAGCAUCCAGCUUUUCGCCGAGGAUGGAACAUUCCAACGAGUUCCGGAAGCCAACGCGCGAUCCCGGUCAGAGGUAUCGUUGGGCCUUUCGCUAUGCUGCGAGGAUGCCGACAAGACGAUCAAUUUCACAUUGUUAGGCCUCGAGCGCUCCGCCAGAGGCUGGGGAAGCAGCUUGAAGAUGGGAGAGUACGAGCGAGCACGCAGGCGCAUUCUGCGAACGGCCGGCGAUAAGCAUCAUCGGUUCUUCGCAGCUGGCCUCGCGCAGGAGGGUGCCUGUGUCUUCAUCCGUCAGAACGGAAUCUCGCUUACUCAAUGCGUCAGGGAGGCGAUGCAACAUUGUGGACAUUAUCACAGCUGGACCAUCAUCGCAUAG
Molecule: messenger RNA, 897 nt
Organism: Gaeumannomyces tritici R3-111a-1
Lineage: Eukaryota; Fungi; Ascomycota; Sordariomycetes; Magnaporthales; Magnaporthaceae
Exons: 4
Coding region: 1-897 (298 amino acids)
Source: RefSeq, a predicted model, not a curated record